This is a messenger RNA of Hibiscus syriacus, 958 nucleotides long. Its product is annotated as 60S ribosomal protein L22-2-like. Gene Ontology annotation, cellular component: ribosome. NCBI's taxonomy places the organism in Eukaryota, Viridiplantae, Streptophyta, Magnoliopsida, Malvales, Malvaceae. Gene Ontology annotation, biological process: cytoplasmic translation. The transcript is spliced from 3 exons. The record is from RefSeq and is a predicted model, not a curated record. Gene Ontology annotation, molecular function: structural constituent of ribosome; RNA binding. The coding region runs from base 114 to 488 and encodes 124 amino acids.
AUGCACAGAUAAAUGCCUUAAAAUCCCUAAUCUUCUUUUUCUUCUUCUUCUUAUUGGUUGCCGCCUUUCUCCAUAGCUUCAAAGCAUUUUUCACGGGAUAGGAUAAACUGAACAUGAGUCGAGGUAGUAUGGCAGGGUCGAAGGGGAAGAAGAAGGGAGUUGCCUUCACUAUCGAUUGUUCGAAGCCAGUGGAGGAUAAAAUCAUGGUCAUUACCUCACUGGAAAAGUUUCUCCAAGAGAGAAUUAAGGUUGGAUGCAAGGCCGGUGCACUCGGUGAAACCGUAACAAUCACCCGUGAUAAGAGCAAAGUUACUGUCACUUCUGACGGCGAUUUCUCCAAGAGGUAUCUGAAGUACUUAACAAAAAAAUACUUGAAGAAACAUAAUGUAAGGGAUUGGCUCCGAGUGAUUGCGUCCAACAAAGAUCGAACUGUUUACGAAUUAAGGUACUUCAACAUUGCUGAAAAUGAGGGAGAGGAAGAAGAUUGAUACGUGAGGGAACAUCCAGUUUGAGGCUUUGAACUAUGAGGUUUAUGAACUUUUUGUUACUUGGUGAACAUGGGAUUUUUCAAUGCCCCUGUUUAACAGUAAAAUAGGGAUGGUUCGGGACUAUUUAAGGAUCUGGGGUUGUUUCUACAAUGUUCAUUGAAGUCGUCAUGCAAUCCAGAUGAUUAAGGAGUCGUUCUACCUUCUCGGCGAUUGUGCGUUACCUUUUUUCAAUUUAAAGGGAACUUGUACAUUUCUGACGAGUUUCCCCGAAUAAAUUUUUAAAAUUAAAGGGGACUCGUCGUGUAGUCCCAAUGAUUUCCGAGGAGCAACGAGUUUCCUUAAAAUAAAAAAAAAAUCAUGCAAAGUCGUCGAGAAGGUAAAAUGACUGUCAUAGUCAUCUGUAUAGUAGGACGAAGUUGGUCCAUACUGUAGAAAUAACUCCAUAUCCAUAAAUCAUCCAUCCUGAGUCA